AGCACCAAUAAGAAGAAGAAGCAGGAAACUCCCACAAAUCGAAUCAUCAAAAGUAGGAGAAAAUCAUAAUAAUGCUGUCCCAAUACAUGGAAGAGUUUGAACAGGAGCCCUUUGAGGUGGGUGAAUUCAUCGAACGCCUCACCUGGCGUACCAAUAAUGAACUGCAAAACAGCGAAGACUUCAGUCCUGUAGCCCUCCACGACACCUUUAUCCAGACGAUCAAAGACCUAAAGAUUCUGCAGGAAAAGCAGCAGAGCAAGUGCGAGCGGCUGGAGGAAUCGUUGCGUCAGGAGAAGGAGUCGCACGCCAAGAAGAUAGCCAAGCUACAAGAACGCCACCAGACAGCCAUCGAUUGGUUUGGGCAGCUGGACGAAAAGAUAAAUUCGGUGGCUGGAAAGAUUAUGCAUCUGGGCGAGCAGUUGGAGAACGUAAAUACACCUCGCAGUCGGUCGGUGGAGGCUCAAAAGUUGCUCAACUUUAUGGCCGAGUUUCUGGCCGCCGGACCUGUAAUUGUCAACGACAUAUUUACAGAUGCCGCCCGCCUGAGCGAGGCAGCCGAUGUAAUCCAGAAGCUAUAUGCAAUCUCGCAGGACCUGCCGCCCGGGAAUUUUGCCGAGUCCAAACGGAAAAUCGAAAAGAAGUACGAUGAAGUGGAGCGAAGGCUGAUCGAAGAGUUUGCCGCUGCCCAGAAGAGCGAAGACAUUGAGCGUAUGAAAACCCUCGCCCAGAUCCUGUCUCAGUUUAAGGGCUACACCCAGUGCGUGGACGCGUAUAUUGAACAGAGUCAGAUGCAGCCGUACAGUGGAAAGGACAUCUUUAUCGGCAUCGUUCCAUUGUGCAAGCAUCACUACGAGAUCAUCCAGAAGGUGUUCGCCAAUCCGCAGCAGGUGAUGUCCAAGUUCAUACUGAACAUCUACCAGCUGAAGCUGCACCAGUACGCGAUGACCAAGCUGGAGGACAAAAAGGACGAGGAGAAGUACCUGCGCACUCUCUACGAACUGUACUCACGCACACUGAAGCUCUCUACGGAUCUGCAAGUUUACAUGUCCACCAUCGACGAUGAUUUGCUGCAGAAGCUGACGCAGCAGAUCUUCAUGAAGCAUUUGGCCGGGUAUGCCGAAAUGGAGACAAAAUGCCUCACUGCCAAGUGCUCUACAGAGCUGGAGAAGUUUUACACCAGCAAGAAGCAUCAGAAGACGCAGACGACCAAGGGCUUUCGACGCAACAUGGAGGUGUUGAUUGCGACGCGAGCCAACAUCAACAUUGCUGCAAUCGAGGAUUAUGGCGGGGAAACGUUCCUCUCCGAGGAACUAGCCAUCAACAUGCUACAGGAGGCGAAGGCCUCCCUCAAACGUUGCCGCCUUCUGUCCACCGAGACUGACCUGCCAGGCAAUGCCAUCAAGCUAAACGACAUCCUGCUGCGUUUUCUGAUGCAUGAGCACGUGGAUUAUGCUCUUGAGUUGGGCCUGCAGGCAGUGCCGUUAGCCGAGGGCAGGGUCUUUCCCCAGCUUUACUUCUUCGACGUAGUCCAGAAGACAAACAUCAUCGUCCACCUUUUGGACAAGCUGUGUCACACUUCGGUUAUACCAUGUGUGAGUAAUACUUCCAAGUACUCGGACUAUGUGUUCAAGAAGCGUAUUUUGAUGGAGCAAAUAGAAACGAAGCUGGACCAGGGUCUAGACCGUUCCAUUAGCGCUGUCAUUGGCUGGGUCAAGGUCUAUCUGCAGUAUGAACAAAAGAAGACCGACUACAAGCCGGAGACCGAUGUAGACACCAUUUCCUCGGCGGCCUGCCUUCAAGUCGUGCAGAAUCUACAGCCGGUGAUCACGCAGAUCAAAAAAUGUGUGGAUGGCGAGAAUCUGCAGAAUGUCCUGACCGAAUUUGGAACUCGCCUGCAUCGUAUCAUCUAUGAUCACCUGCAGACCAUGCAGUUCAACACCGCCGGCGCCAUGUGCGCAAUAUGUGAUGUGAACGAGUAUCGCAAAUGCAUCCGCGAGCUUGAGAGUCCGUUGGUGACGCAGCUCUUCGACAUUCUUCAUGCACUGUGCAAUCUUCUGUUGGUGAAACCGCAAAAUCUUCAAGAGGUUUGCACUGGCGACACAUUGAACUAUCUGGACAAGUCGGUAGUGCGGCAGUUCAUUCAGCUGCGCACUGAUUUUCGGAUCAUUAAGAACACCAACUAUCUGAAGGGUAUUAUUGAGUGAGGAGAAAAAGGAGCACCGAAUGACUCACAUUCCGAAAUUUUCCACCUCGUGCCCUGUCUGCGGAUUGGAUUGAUAUAUUGGCGAGAACAUUAUCUAAUAAUAUUUAAUUACGCGACACCCUCUGUUUUCUAACUUUCAAUUAAAGUCGAGUGGCUGGUUACUUUUAUCUACACAUCGACAAUAUA
Molecule: messenger RNA, 2389 nt
Organism: Drosophila serrata
Lineage: Eukaryota; Metazoa; Arthropoda; Insecta; Diptera; Drosophilidae
Gene: Sec10
Product: Exocyst complex component Sec10
Biological process (GO): Golgi to plasma membrane transport; exocytosis
Cellular component (GO): exocyst; cytoplasm
Source: RefSeq, a predicted model, not a curated record